Phyllopteryx taeniolatus (common seadragon) is the source of this 2316-nucleotide messenger RNA. Its product is annotated as leucine-rich alpha-2-glycoprotein-like. Bases 1291 to 2280 code for a protein of 329 amino acids. Lineage: Eukaryota; Metazoa; Chordata; Actinopteri; Syngnathiformes; Syngnathidae. The transcript is spliced from 2 exons. Gene Ontology annotation, cellular component: plasma membrane. The record is from RefSeq and is a predicted model, not a curated record. Gene Ontology annotation, molecular function: protein binding.
CACUGACGGCCAAUUGUGUCUUCAAUUAACGUGCAUGUUUUUGGGAGGUGGGACGAAGCUGGAGUACAUGAAGAAAAGUGGAGUUGACCACCAUGCUUUCCAUUUGAUAGUCAUAAAAAAAUUUAUGAAAAAAUAUUAACAUGUCAUCACUGGAGACUUUCUUACAAUAAAAGGAAACAAAAAAUGAGAUAAAGAAUCUGUACAAAGUCGAUCUUUUCACAAGUUCUGUACCUAACACAUUUUUUUCGGGCACCGUUCGACCAGAAUAGUUUCAUCUCCCUCUGAGGUUCUGGUGCAAUGAGUGGGCCUACAUUAAUCUUUCAGAAGCGCCUAAAGCCAACUGGCACUCAUCAUACAUAAUGUAAUAGCUCAUCAUUUUGCCCAUCUGCUAAAAAUUGUACUUCACACUGCACAUCGAAUACAUUCUAGAUCAGUGUGUGAAUGACUCGAGGUUCUGGUUAAAUGACCACCAAACGUCUGGCCUGACCUGGCAGUGGGCAAUACGCACACAUGCACGCACGCACGCUCAGUAGUAGAAUUAAAGUGGAACUUAUAAUGAUUUCAAAACUAAUUUCCCCAAAGAAAAUCAUGGAAUGCUCAGCAUAAAACUGCAGUUAAGUCAUAUUUUAACUGCCACACAAGUGUGGAGAAGAAGAAAAAAAUACACUAAGCACUUUUGAUAAGUUAAAAACUAAGCGUAUUUAAUUACGAAUAACAAAGGCAUAAUGAGAUGAGGUAUGCAUUUGAUUGCAUAACAUCCUUAGAAGUUAACCAAUGUAAAUUAGAAAAAGUUUGAUAAUUGUCAGUACAUUAUAAGAUAUGCAACCAACCGUCCAAUAAAACAUACACAAAAAACACCAUCACAUUAAAGUCUACAGAAGAACAGUAUUGCAUUAGUGUUUUUGCAUGGCAUCAAGUGAAAAAAGCAUGUUAUUGGAAGAAUUUCAGAGAACAUGCAAACUCCACACAACAAAGGGCUUGAACCGAGAUUCAAACCCAGAACCAUUCAACUGUGAGGCAGAAUUACUAACCACCAGCGCACCUUACUGCACUGCAUUAAUCUUCACGUACCAUAUUAUCAAAUGUAAUUAGCGAUGUUCCUGUCUUGUUCUUUUUGUCCAAGUCACGUGGUCAGCUGCAACUGUCCGUCCUUGACUGUGCAGAGUGUGGGACUUGUUUGCAUAAUAAGUAAUGAUUAUAUUGGGAAUGAGCUCCCUGAAUGACUCAGUGGUUUUGCACAUCCUGCAGCCUGACUGACACUCAUCCACAUUCAAGCAUCAGCACAACAUAAUGAAGGUGUGUGGUGCAGUUGUCUUCUUCUUGGCCUAUUUUGGCUGUGUUACUUCAGCAUGCCCAGCGCUUUGCCAAUGCUACCCAAGGAGAGCAGAGGUGGUCUGCAAUGAGGUUCCCCUGACAGCAUUCCCCUCCGAAGGUCUCCCCAAGAACACCAGCACCCUCACCAUCCAAUUCACCAACAUCACGUCCAUCUCCGAGCAGGAUCUCAAUGCAGUGCCCCAGCUGAAAGAGCUCCACCUGUUCAGCAACCAUCUAAAGAACCUCUCCUCGCACCUCCUCAGGGGUGUCCCUCACCUCACCACUUUGGACCUCACGGGCAACCAGCUGAGCCACUUGCCUCUGGAUGUCUUCAGCCACGCCCCGCUUCAAAUCUUGGUCCUCAAGAACAACCUGAUUGAGAAAGUGGAUGCCACGUGGCUUCCCGAUAACUCCAACCUGACCUGGUUGGACUUCUCUGGGAAUCGUUUGACAAACGUCCCUGUGGAUUUUCUCCACAAGAUGCCGCACCUGGAGAACCUCGACCUCUCCAACAAUCAUCUGGAGAAGAUCUUGGCGAAGUCUUUGGAUCCGCUCACCAAGCUCGAUCGCCUGAAUCUGCGUUACAACAAACUGGACAGUCUGGAUCCUUCUUUACUCAGUAGCACCAGGAACCUCACCUACUUGUUCCUCUCUAAGAACAGGCUCAGCCAAAUUCCCCAGAACAUUUUUCAGGAGCUCACUCAGCUCAAACAUCUCAGUCUGGACGACAACCAGCUUAACAGUGUCCCCUCAGGACUGCUCGACCAUCUGAAUGCUCUGGAGGACGAAGGGCUGGACCUGACCGCCAACCCGUGGGUGUGCGACGGGAAAAUGGAGUACCUAUUUGGGUGGCUCCAGAAGAACCAGAACAAGGCCUUCCUCCCGGAGACCAUCACUUGUUCUGGUCCUCAGUCUUUGAAGAGUCGCUCGGUGAUGUCACUCACAGAGACUGAACUAAAGAUUUGAGUAAAGGAUUUAAAAUAAAAAACUUGUCUUUUCUCA